AUGUCUGCCUCUUUAGAUAAAUCCCUUGACGAAAUCAUUGCCUCCAAGCCAGGUGUCAAGAAGACCUUCAGAUCUAAGAAAACCGGGAAUAAAAACGCCAAAGUCGGCAAAGCCCCUCACAAAGCUCGCCCUGGUGCUAAGAAAACCAUCUCCCCUGCUGCUGUUGCUAAAGUUAUCGAUGCUUCUUCUGCUUCUAAAGCUGUUAUUUACGGUUUACCAAAAGAUAUCAAGCAAGAUGCUGUCAAAGAGUUCUUCCAAAGUCAAGUCGGUGGUGUUCACACCGUUGCCUUGAGUUACAAUGAAAGAGGCCAAUCUAAGGGGAUUGCCACUAUUAUCUUCAAGAACUCUCAAUACGCUCAAAAGGCUGUCACCAAAUACAAUGGUGCCCCAAUUGACGGUGGUAAGAACAACUUAAAAAUUGAAUUGAUCUUGGAUCCAACUAAAAAGCCUUUGACUGCCAGAAUCCAAGCCAACGAGAAGAGAUUGGCAAUCAAGGCCAAUGCCCCAUCUAGGGCUAGUAAGCCAAAGAAGGCUGCCGCUAAGAAGCCAGCCGCCAAGAAGCCAGUCAAAAAGGCCAAGAAGACUCUUGAAGAAUUGGACCAAGAAAUGACUGAUUACUUUGAAAAGAAGGAUUAA
This is a messenger RNA of Saccharomycopsis crataegensis, 636 nucleotides long. RefSeq names its product RNA-binding protein YRA1 (gene YRA1). Gene Ontology annotation, cellular component: nucleus. Gene Ontology annotation, biological process: mRNA export from nucleus. The transcript is spliced from 2 exons. The record is from RefSeq and is a predicted model, not a curated record. NCBI's taxonomy places the organism in Eukaryota, Fungi, Ascomycota, Saccharomycetes, Ascoideales, Saccharomycopsidaceae. Gene Ontology annotation, molecular function: mRNA binding. Bases 1 to 636 code for a protein of 211 amino acids.